Messenger RNA from Linnemannia hyalina, 462 nucleotides. The record is from the annotation of a GenBank genome assembly. Lineage: Eukaryota; Fungi; Mortierellomycota; Mortierellomycetes; Mortierellales; Mortierellaceae.
AUGUCGCCACACGCACAAGACACGAAUGAACAUCCGGCAGUGACCCGGUUUCGCGAAUACCUCCGCAUCGACACUCGUCAACCCACUCCCGACUAUGCCGGCUCCACAGCCUUCCUCAUCCGCCAGGCUCAGGAGAUUGACAUGCCCUACCGUGUCGUCGAGUGCGUGAAGGGAAAGCCGACGGUGAUUAUGACAUUCGAGGGCCAGGACCCUUCCCUCCCAUCUUUGUUGUUGAACAGCCACACAGAUGUGGUCCCUGUCUUCCCAGAGAUGUGGACUCAGGACCCAAUGGGCGCCAAUAAGGUCGAUGGGUUCAUUUAUGCCCGUGGUUCCCAGGACAUGAAGUGUGUUGGCAUCAGUUACUUGGAGGUGCUUCGUCGGUACCGCAAGGAAGGCAAGAAGCCUCUUAGAACUAUCCACCUCACCUGGGUCCCAGGCAAGUCUCACUUCCGCCCUUUUUGA